AUGUUCAAAUUAUUUUAAUUAAAAACCUCAAAUUUUAAUUUUAGGUAUCAGUUAUCGAUAGACAUUUAUUUGUAGUGCAGCUGUUACAAAUUUCAGUGUUUCAAAAUAAAAAUUAGAAAUUGAUUCUGAUGAUAAAUUACCAAAUUUUUCAUAUGACUAAAUCUUCAUUCUAAUAACUGGUUAGAGUUUGAAAGAAUAAAAAAAUGAAGAAAGUUCUGCUUAUGAAAAAUUAAUUAAAUCCUAAAUUAAAAUUCUCGUUACACAUUCAAAAAAUCAUAAUAAUAUUGUUUACAAUUCUAUUAUCUGUCACCUUAUUAGCAGCUCAUUUCACAUAAACUAAAUAUUUCUACUGAGAGGAUAAAUGAAAACCUUUUUAUAAUUUUUAUGUAAUUCAUCUGGGAAUUCAAAUUAUUUUGAUCCCCUCUCAUUUCAAUAGUCAAUAGGAUUUCUAAAUUCAAGGCUGAACAUGAUCGUUCAAUAGAGUAAAAUUAAAUUAUAUAAAUUUCUUAGAGUUGAUAUUUCUCGGAAAAAAGUUUAAAUUAUCAAUAGUAAUGCAUUAGCCAAUAUUGCUACAGGCAAAUUUCUUCUUACUGAUCUAAAUCUAUUAACUAGAAGAGCAUUUGUAGUUAAUAAUAUAUUAUUAAAUAAAUAAUCUGAAGAAAUUAAUCUUAAUGAUAUAGUAACUGUCACUCGUUUAGAAGGUAUAGAUUCUAAUUAUUGAAAUUUUAUAUUUAAGAUAACUUUGGAAUUUAUUUCUAUUUGUAUUUUUAUAUUAAAUAAUACAAUUAUGCAAAUAAUUAGAAGAUUUAAAAAAAUUAAUUAUAUUUUUAAGGUGA
Paramecium sonneborni is the source of this 836-nucleotide messenger RNA. The record is from the annotation of a GenBank genome assembly. Lineage: Eukaryota; Ciliophora; Oligohymenophorea; Peniculida; Parameciidae.